Molecule: messenger RNA, 456 nt
Organism: Cynara cardunculus var. scolymus (artichoke)
Lineage: Eukaryota; Viridiplantae; Streptophyta; Magnoliopsida; Asterales; Asteraceae
Exons: 1
Coding region: 1-456 (151 amino acids)
Source: RefSeq, a predicted model, not a curated record
AUGUAUCGGAGGAGAAACAAUGGAAUAAAGGUGAACAUCCGGGGCAAUAUCCUUGAUAAUAAAUGGGUGGUCCCAUAUAAUCCAAAGUUGCUAAUGAUGUUCAAUUGUCAUAUCAAUGUUGAGGUUUGCUCAAGUAUAAUAUAUGUGAAGUAUGUGUUCAAAUAUGUUUACAAGGUUCAUGACAAACAGGUUAUUCAUGUUGAUCCUGAUACAGAAGAGGUCAUUGUCAACGAGAUAAAGAGAUUUCAAGAUACACGAUAUGUUUCGUCACCUGAGGCAAUUUGGAGGAUUUUUAGCUUUCCACUUUCUCAAAUCCACCCUUGUGUGAUGGCUUUGCAGGUCCAUCUUCCGAAUAAGCAGCUGGUUAAGUUCAGAGAGAAUGAUAUAAUGACAGAUAUCGUUGAUAGAGACAGAGAGAGAGAGAGACAAGAGCUCAAUGUUGACCGCAUUUUUUGA